UUUAACUUCCCGGGCCUCCCGUCUAAGAAAACGGAUUUCUGGUUUUGGGUCGCAAUCUCUGAUUGGUAGACGCUCCCCGCUAGUCCCUCCUUUUGGCUGAGUUCCUCAUCACCGCCCUUCCUCAUUUUGAUCGCCAUCUCCUACUUCCCCUUACGGAUUGGCUAUGUACCAUGUCCCAUUCUAUUCCGAUUGGUUUGCCCUCCACGGGUCCCCACCCUCAUAACCAGGCCCUCACCACCCCUUUCUGUUCCAUUUUUGUGAUUGGCUAAAUUCAUUUUCCUCCUUGACCCUCAUUGGCUGAACUUCGGCUUGGGCUGCUUGGAGAUGCGCGCGCAGCCUGGGGUGGUUGCCUUACUGGUGCUACUACCAAGGCCGGGGGGGAGCUCGAGGUUCUGAGUUUCUUCCCUCUCUUUCUGUACCCUACCCCUCUUACCACAGCUUAGGCUUUGGCUGGGUGACUAGGCCGCAUCCCCCCCAUUGGGGGGGAGUGGGCCUUUAUUGUUAUGGAGACUGGUUCUGGGGACCCCCCAUCACCCCCGCCUAGGUAUAAUGCCCCUCACUCAGUGCUCCAUGCUGUAAAGGGGGUUAGGCCAACUCCUUUGGCUUUGCGAUUACCUGCAGGUAACAUGUCAGCUUCGCACCUGGCGACUGUCAAUGCAGUAACAAUGGAAACCGUGGAAGCAGCCCUGCCAACCAGCGCUAUGACAGCAGCACCUUGCAUCGCUACAGAAACGACAUUAACCAAGAUGACUGCAGAGAUGUCUCUUGUCACCUGCGAUAAUGGAAGUGGAGCAUCACCUGCACAUGUGGCACCUGAUGCCACAGCCGUGGACAUAAUUCCAAUGGGCGGCGCACCUUCUACAGAGAUGGCACCUGUGGCCAAUUCGGUGGUUCCCAUGCCUGCUGUGGCAACAGUAAAUGGGAUGUCAGUGACAUCAUCUCAUGAUGUUGGGAUGGUGUCAUCAGCAGUGGCUUUACCCAAGGAGACCAUGGUAAAAUCUCUUCCAGUUCCACCAGCAUCACCAACAGUCGUAGUCGUGGCACCUAGCCCUAUGACACCACCUGAAAAGACCUCACCGACCACUCCAGAAGGUUUGGCACCUCAUGAAAUCUCCACCCCUCAACCACCCCAGGACAUGGGUUCCCAGUCUAGUCUUGGCACCCCAGCACCCAAAGCUCCUCCAGCUCCUGACACCUUGAGCUACUUGGAUUCUGUCAGCCUCAUGUCAGGCACGUUGGAGUCACUGACUGGCCCUGGAUUCCUUGAUGACGUUAGCUCCCUGGGUUCAGAUUCUGAGAUCAACGGACUGGCGUACCGGAAGACCGACAAAUACGGCUUCUUAGGGGGCAGCCAAUAUUCUGUUACACUUGAAAGCGGUAUCCCAGUCGAUGUGGCCAGACAGAGGGAACUCAAAUGGCUGGACAUGUUUUCCCACUGGGACAAAUGGCUGUCGCGCAGGUUUCAAAAGGUGAAAUUGCGCUGCCGGAAGGGGAUUCCCUCUUCUCUCCGUGCCAAAGCAUGGCAACUUCUCUCCAACAGCAAGGAACUUCUGGAUCAAAACCCAGGGAAAUUUGAGGAACUGGAACGUCAGUCUGGAGAUCCCAAGUGGCUUGAUGUGAUUGAGAAAGACCUACACAGGCAGUUCCCUUUCCACGAGAUGUUUGCAGCUCGUGGAGGCCAUGGGCAGCAGGACCUCUACCGCAUUCUGAAGGCCUACACCAUCUACCGGCCAGAAGAAGGCUACUGUCAAGCACAGGCCCCUGUGGCUGCGGUUUUGCUGAUGCAUAUGCCUGCAGAGCAAGCUUUCUGGUGCCUGGUGCAAAUCUGUGAGAAAUAUCUCCCUGGCUAUUACAGUGCUGGACUGGAGGCGAUCCAGCUGGACGGGGAGAUCUUCUUUGCCCUGCUGCGGCGAGCCUCUCCCAUUGCCUAUCGCCACCUGAAAAGAUACAAGAUCGACCCCAUCUUAUACAUGACAGAGUGGUUUAUGUGCAUCUUCUCUCGGACCUUGCCCUGGUGCUCUGUGUUGCGUGUCUGGGACAUGUUCUUCUGCGAAGGGGUGAAGAUAGUCUUCCGGGUGGGCCUGGUGCUGCUCCGUAACACACUAGGCUCAAUAGACAAGCUGCGCUCAUGCCAAGGCAUGUAUGAGACGAUGGAGAAGCUGCGGAAUCUGCCUGUUCAGACCAUGCAGGAAGACUUCCUGGUCCAGGAGGUGAUUAACCUCCCAGUGACCGAAGCCCUCAUAGAGCGGGAGAAUGCCACCCAGCUGAAGAAAUGGCGGGAGACGCGGGGUGAGCUGCAGUACAAGCCUUCCCGCCGACUCCAUGGCUCGCGAGCCAUCCAAGAGGAAUGCCACCGCAUGAACCCACCCCUGAGUGCCAGCGCCAGCCUCUUGAGCCUCACAGGCCUGAAGCAAAGGGUUUCUCUCAGCAGCGCCGGUGGUCCCACCUUUUCCCCAGCACACUCUGUGAGCACCUUGGCUGUGUCUGUCGCCCCCCCUCCGGCCCCUCCCGCUGCCCAAAGCCAGGUGUUGGUUUCUGAAGGCCUCCACCAAGCCUUGCCCUCCCCAACUGGGAACAACAUGCCGCUAGGAGGCCCCAAGAAAGCUGGGGGCAGCAGCAAAGAGGAGAAACGGAAAGAGAAGGAGCGGGAGAAGCAGGAGAGGAUGGAGAAGGAGAGGCAGAAGCAGGAGAGAGAGCGUGACCGUAAGCUGCAGAAGGAGCGGGAGAAGCAGGAAAAGGAGCGUGAAAAGAAGCAGCAGAAGGAACGCGCCAAGGAGGAAGCCAAACUGAAGAAAGAGAGGAAGUUGUCACUGAGGAAUAAAGAAUCCAAAUCGGCCCCUCUGCCACCCGCUGAGGAGGCGAAGGAUGGGGAAGCCCCAGGGGCAUCAGUGCUACAAGACACGUACUUUUGAAUAGGGCUUGGGGAGCCAGGGGGCAACGCAAGCCCUGACAACUCCCUCCCAUCAGCCAAGGACCAAGAUGGUGGCUGCCACCAGAGACUUAUCGUGGUAGGGGGACCCAGAGGGCAGGUGGAGUAGUGGCAAGGGCAUAGCUGCUGUGCACUGAACCACACAGUGUAGGGCCGCCAUUGGGUAGGGGGGAUAUUUAUAUGGUGUUCAUGUUUUUACCUCCCUUUGUGUGCCUGAGCUGAAUUUAACUCCUUUCCCUCCUUAAUGAAUAGGGCCAAAAAAGAUGGCCGCUGCAUUCUGUGUGGCUACAGAAAAUGGCUGCUCACUGCAGAUUUUGUCACAAGCGACAGGUGCACCUGCACAACUCCCCUCCCCCCCAUCCCACCUCCAAAAACUUGGGAGUCUUAACCAAGGAGGUAAUUGUAUUAUUAUUAUUAUUAAUAAGUCUAACAUCCCCAUUUCAAGUACUGUAUAUAAAAUCCUCUCUCCUGAAAGCAGUUUAACCACCCCAGGGUUGUGUACAUCACCUCCAGAGAGGCUAGUUUUGAGAACACAAUGUUGUCUUCCCUCCCCUCCAAUAUAUUAACAAACUCUUCUUCCAUUGUGAGUUGGCCCUUAUAAUCCUGCCACAUGUAGUUCCCUUGCUCUGCCCCAACCUUGACAGGGUCCCAUAUAAGAAACCCCCACACUCCACCUCAUCCUCAGGUAGGCUAUGACAGCUGCCUUACUCACUGAUGGUUGCUCUGCUCUUUGAGAGCCGCACAACAGGCAGAUAUUUAAUGAGGGCUGCUUUUCUCGGAAUAGGCAUGUGGCAAAGAAGAACACUGCGCCUGUUGGAUUUCUUCCUGCCCUGCAGCUGUUGGAGUCAGGAAGCCUCUCUGUACAUAAUGUCUGUGAGGGGGGAGAGGUGGCAAACCCUGCUACCCACAGACGCAGCCAUUUGGCUGCUCCUAUGCAAGGAUUUCUUAGCAGUGGUCGGGGGGGGGGGAAGUUGGUGCCUAAAAUAUGUGUCUCAAGAUUUCUUGAGCAGAGAGAGGGGCCAUAAUUUGAGAUUCCUUCUCCCUCCCUGUUGAUGUGCACUUGAAAGAGGUGUUUGCUGUCCAGUUCCCUGGCCUUGAGUAAUUACCUCCUGGCACAAACAUUCCUGAGACGUGAGGCAAGGAAACCUUUGCUUGGCCCUUUGCUGCUGGCAGUCGAGAGAGGCAGCCAAGUUUCUUUGGGAGCUUCGCCAACAAGGGCACACUGUUGUAAGCUGUUUCUCCCCAAGCACCAGUAUACCCGCAUCAGUACUUUUGACAACAUAUUUAGAAAUCUUUGCCCUUUGUUAUUAGAAUACACCCAGCCCCCUUCAGUUGUUGCAUGGAAAGGACACGUCUCUACUACAUAUUUAAGCCAGUUGAAAAUGAGUUUUAACUGCCAUGGGUUUGCCUAGAGCAGCCUUCCCCAACGACGUGCCCCCCAGUUGUUUUCGAUGAAAACUCCCCAUCAUCCCCAGCAGGCAUGCUAGCUGGGCAUUAGUCCAAAGCAACUGGGAAGCAGCAGAAUGAGGAAGGCUGACCCCAGGGUUAGAUUAAGGAUUUGUAGUUUUGGGAGUAAGCUGAGAAUGCUUCCAUAUUUUAGAGCCCCACAAUCUCAUCUUGAGCCAUGAUAGUUCAAAACAGGUUUUAAAAUGGUUUUAGUUUGUUAACAUAGAUCAGGUGUGGUGAACCUUUGGCCCUCCAGAUGAAGCUGAGCUGCAGCUCCCAUCAUUCCUGGCCAUUGACCAUGCUUGCUGGGGCUGAUGGGGCCUGUAGUUUAGCAACAUCUGGAGGGUCAACAGUUCCCCAUACCUGAUAUAGAGCAUGUCCCAAAGGUGCAUGCUUUUCUUCUUGUCCCUCAGUGAUAAGCGAACUUUAAAAUAACCAGUAUGGUUUUUCUCUCUACUUUUUCUUUCCGCAACCACAAAAGAGUCCCCCCCCCCCAUGUUGCUAUACAGUGCACACUGAUAUGGGUUAGCUAGGCCUGCUUUUGAUAGCAGUGCAGGAUACAGCCUGUCCAAUUCUUGGCUUCUGUUCCACGCAGUUUAGCAAGGCCUGGGAAGCUUAACAGCUUAGCAAUUGGGAGACUGGACUCUUGCUGCCAUGGAGGUCAGGCUGAGCUAGAAGAGGACUGAAUGGAUUUGGACUAGUUUGGACGCAUGUGUAUCUUCAUAAUUCUUCCUAUUUGCCCCUUCUGCUUUCACUUUCCGCAGCAUCAUUUUCCUCCUUAGGUCAAAUUUUCUGCAGACGUGAAUAGUUUGAAAAUCAUGAACCUGUUUCAGAAUCUUGCUUCCCAACCACACCUGUCCUGAAUGGCAGCUUCUCCUACAGUCCACAAUCCCAUCUAUGAGCCAGCAAAAAAAAGCUCCAUUCCUCCAUACUCAUCUGUGUAUAUAACUUUUCUCUAUAACACAUAUAUUAUAUAUAUGUUUCAGUAUUGUAAUUAUGUAUACAGAACCAUGGGAUUUUUUUUUUGACCUUGUGCUGUUAUUUAAUAAUGGGACAGACACUGGAAAUUUGGAAUUCAUUUUCUCCCCUUUUGCUUUUUUAAUUUUAUUAGGGUUUUUUUUACCACUACCCCUAAUCAGGAAAAGCAGAAAAUUGGAAGUUUACAGUUGACAUCUCCUUGCUGUCCUCCUUGUUAAUAAUUCCUUUUCUUUUUGUUGUUCGUGUCUCGUUCUCACUGGAUUUUUCCAUUGCUUUGUUUAAAAAUGUUAACCAAAAAAAACACAAAUGACAUUCAAGUUUGUCAAAUGUCUUCAUUUGAAGGUUUGGGCUGCCUUCUGUGGGAUUGGGGUAUCUGCAUCAGUGGGGAGGGGGAAACUUUUCUCUACUGAAAGGCAUAUAUGGGUUUUUUGGGGUGGGUGGGGUUCUUUCAUAUGCCCAGUAUCGCCCAUCCUAUAUUUGUGCAUCUGAUUUCUUUUUCCUGACUUAAAUUCAGAACUUUACAUUUA
Molecule: messenger RNA, 5880 nt
Organism: Rhineura floridana
Lineage: Eukaryota; Metazoa; Chordata; Lepidosauria; Squamata; Rhineuridae
Gene: TBC1D10B
Product: TBC1 domain family member 10B
Exons: 9
Coding region: 504-2912 (802 amino acids)
Source: RefSeq, a predicted model, not a curated record